Molecule: messenger RNA, 9706 nt
Organism: Gigantopelta aegis
Lineage: Eukaryota; Metazoa; Mollusca; Gastropoda; Neomphalida; Peltospiridae
Product: doublecortin domain-containing protein 1-like
Exons: 41
Coding region: 59-5890 (1943 amino acids)
Biological process (GO): intracellular signal transduction; regulation of mitotic cytokinesis
Molecular function (GO): microtubule binding
Source: RefSeq, a predicted model, not a curated record
AGGUGACUGUGGCAAAUACCGCUAUGGCGGAUUGAAAGUUUAUUUUUUCUGAACAAAUAUGUCUGGCUACGUUAAAUCCCAGAACAGAAGUGGUGACAACCAUGCGACAGACGCAAUAAUAUCAUUGCCUGGACAUGAGGUACAUGAAAUAGAAACCAGUGUAACUGUCAAGGAGAAGAGUCACAAAUAUGCAGAACCAAGAGAGAGAAAAGGUCGUCCUCUUUCGGCCAAACUUUCCAGCAGAGAUAGAUCUCAGCCGCUUACACCAACUUUGCACAAAGGAGGAUGUCACUUCAAUAGAUCUGCCACAGACAUGGUCAGCUAUGAGGAUCUAAUUGUUGCACAAUAUUUAGAUGAGCUGAGAAGAACAAAGAAUGAACUCAGAAAAGAAAGAGAGGUACCACCAUCACCGUACCUACAGCGACUCCCACACUCUCACCUCUUUUCCUCUGUCAGAUCCGGCAAACGGCGACCGGCAUCGGCCUGUUUGCCCUCCCACGCACGACACUCAGGAAAACCCAAGAUAGACGCCAAAUUUAUCGCUGAUUCGAACCUAUGGGAUCCAGAGAGUCCGAGGCUGGAGAAAGUUCGCUUGAGAAACCGACCGUCAAGUGCACCCAUCAGGAGGACUCGACCAAUAUCUGCAGUUUCUUCAAAUUACAGUUAUUAUGGAUUGUACCGACCACUUUCAGGAAAGAAGACAAAAUCACUGUACAAAAAGCAGCCACAUAUAAUUCGAGUGACAGCAUUCAAGAAUGGCACAAGAGAUGUGUUUUGUAACGCGGCUGCACCAAACAUGAAAUUGCUGCUGGAGUUCCUGACGGACAAGUUAAACUUGGGUUUUGCUGCUCGGAGGAUCUUCCUUGAGGAUGGUAUGGAGAUUUCUGAAGCAAGAGACAUCCCGCCAUAUGCAGAAAUCUAUGUGUCCAUGGGUGAACCAUACAAAGACCCACAGAAACCUACCAAAAGGAACCUGAUUUUACGCAAUGGUGCAGUGUGGACUUUAUCUGGGAUUAUACUUCCAGAAAAUGGGAAGAAAAAAGCUACAAAGACAAAAAUGUCCAAACACAUGAGAACACUUGUGGGAGAGAAGAAAGUUAGGAUCAUCAUCUACCGGAAUGGGUCCAGCCAGGAACCAGCAGAAGUGGUGGCAGACUGUACCAAGCUUGACGAGUUCCUUGUGGGCUGCACUGCGAGACUGGAUAUGCGGUCUCAUGCCAGAGUUUUAUAUGACUGGGAAGGAAGGAAGAUAACUGAUCUAACUGAAACCCCAAUACUGGAUGACUGUCUGCAAUCUGGAGGGACUCCAAUCCUUGGUCCUCUCUGGGUGUCUGCAGGGGAAGGGUUCAGCCCCACAGGAACAAAAGACUUCAUCGCACACACCAUCAUCAUUGUUAAACGUAAGCUGAAAGAAGAGAAAGAGAGAAAAGACCAGAUUGACCUUGCUCUGAAGGAUGAGAAUGACUGUGUCACUGAUAAAGCCAUCUUGUCCAUGUCCUCAGAUCAGCUGUACGAGGCUCUCGAAAAGGCCGAGAGUGACAUAGAUCAGCUGAAGGAGACGCUGGCAAUGUUGAAAGACAAGCUGAAGAAUCUCAGAGAAGAGCUCAACAAAGAAGAGCAAAUGGGGGUGAGUUACAAAAUGGAACACAUCCGUGAGAUACAGGGUGAUGACAGACUUGUGGGAACCAAGGGUCUCAAGUUGAAGAUCUUUGAAAAUGGAAGUGCUGACAAUGAAUAUGCAUUUUUCUUCAACUUGCGAGAAGCACUGAAAGGCAUUGCUUCAAAUGACAAAGACAGACUAAUGCAAAGACUUCUUGAUGAGAUCUCCAGCACUAACUUCUCGUCCUCGAAGGCUGCUCCCAAACUGAAUGCUGUGGCACAGAGACUGUAUGACAAGUAUGGCCACGAGAUCACUGAUGUCCUGUCUCUGGAGUACGACCAGAAGGUGUGGGUGUCGUUUGGAGAACCUUACAUUUGUCCAUUCACAUACUGCCUUGAAGUUUUCUUUGACAAAGCAUCGAAACUGGAGAUGGAGGGUGUGGAACACAUUGUAAGAGAACAGAUUAUGCAGGAAGACACAGAAGGAAUGUUAGAUCACUCCAACUGGGAAGCUAACAUUGGUUUCCCUGUGGGGUAUGUACAGAGCAUGAACACGGCCAUUAUGCAGGAUGAGGAGAAGGCCAAAUGGAUGUUGGAAUUUGCCGAAGUCGACAGGGACAGCUGUUACCUUUUGCACAAAAAAAAGAAUGAUCUGUGUUUAUACCCGGAGCUGGUGGUAAAUGAGAAGUUCAAACGACCCGAAGACUCAGAAAGGAAAAUAGACGAAAGCAUGAUGCGCAAAAUGAAGGAAUCACAAAUCUGGGUCAUAACCAAGGGUGGCCAUAUCAUCUGUAAGUACAUGCCUCAACUCUGCUUGGCUGUGUCUGACUCGAAAAUAGAAGGAAAACUGUUUGGAAAAAAUGUCAGCAUCACCGGAUUCAUAGUCACUCUACAGAAGAAGAUGACGCAGAAUCCCAACCAGAUCUGGAAUUUCAGUCCUGAAGGAACAAUAUCAGCUGCUUCUCACCCAGAACUGGCACUGACCUAUUUGGGGAACAAGUUUGGCGAUGAUGAGGGGUAUGAGGAGAACAAGCCCCAGGGCACGAAGACCGGUCAGCGAGUUUACCUGGUGGUGUCCGACCCGCUGACCAAGAAAGAAGCGGCCGCUCAGAGGUUUGGUUUAAAACAGGAAAGGUUUGACAACCUUGGACAGUGGAAGUAUUGUGAUGUUUCCAACCCGGAAUGGCAUAAACUUGCACUUUCGUGGCCAGUGAAAGAAGAUGGUGAACGGAACCUGGAAUACGAUUGGCCAAUGGAAGGUUACUUGAUUCCUAAUGUUCCACCUCCUCGAAAGCAAUCAAAGAAAUCAGGACUGUCAGGAGUGACACCAAAGCGGCUUUCGUGUUUGAAGAAUGGAGAAAGGGACAGAGCAAAUGCAAUUUCAGUUGUUGGUCCCAAUUUAACCAAUAUGGUGAAAGAUGUCACAAAAGAAAAGCAAGACAAAAACCAGAAGUGGGGAGGAAAACGCAAACAGAAGGAAUCACUGCCAGACCACGCUGAUUCGGUUGACGGUGAUUUCAAUCUGCACUGUCACGACCUCACAGUGAGGCAGCUCGAAUUCUCCAUGUUUCUUGAUCACUGCACAUCACUGCUGGACCUUCCCUUUGCUGGGAGACGACUGUUUGACGAGAAAGGUGUUGAACAUUUUACCCUGCAGUCUUUGAAGCGUGAUUCGCUGGUGUACAUUUCCUGUGGAGAACAGUGGGUUGAUCCCAAUCUGAGCAAAACUGAGCAGGAGCGGCGCUUCCUGCUCACUCAGCUCUACAAUGAUGUUGCUAAGAUACGACAGUACUGCUCACUUCGCCAUCCACAGAAUUAUGUUCUGGAGAUUGAAGGUGGUAUUACGCAGAACGCGCGGAUUAUCGUCAACAAGUUGUGGAAUCAGGAGGAGGAGGAGAUGCAGGAGAGAGAGCCAGUUACCCAGGUAACCAGUCAGAUCCUGGCUAAUGAGGAGGAGGAUGAAGAUCUCCAGGUUCUGUCGCCUCACACCCGAGCCCAUCUCAAGUCCGAGGAGCGGCUGAACAGCUUGAAGUGGCCCUGGGAGCGACUUGUCAAUGCAACAAACUCGGACGACGAAGAUCUGGAGGCUCAGAAAUACACAGACAAAGAGUUGUAUGAGAAAUACAAACCAAGGCCAACCCCACGGCUGUCGAGAGACACACUACAGCGGUUUGUGUAUGAGGACAACUACAUUGCCAGUGCCAACAACAAGCAGCUGGUGCUCGGUGUACAUGAACAGGAGGGCCGUGUGAGCGAGGUCUUCUUAAUGAAACGCCAUCCCGAUGACAUCAACCAGCGCUGGGUCAUGAAGGGAAACGGCGAGAUCCGCUCGCGGUACAACAAACAGCUGGUCCUCACUGUGGCCCUGCCCAACAACGAGAGCCACCAUGUGGAUGAAGACGGGCGACCUUUGACCUUUGUCGGCUGUCCCGUCACUCUGCAGAUGAGACGCAGCAAUCAGUUCGGCAGGGCCCACCAGAAGUGGCGCUAUGAUGCCGAGACUGGCUUCAUUCAUGCCUUUGAUGCAAAGAUACCCGACCAAGAAAUAACUGCAGCUACAAAGGCUGAUGUUUGUACUUUUGCCAUUGCUGGACCUACUAAGAUUGAUCAACCUGGCUACUUGGCAGAAAUCCCGUCAUCCAUGUCAAAAGACAGCAAAGAAAUAACAAUUUGUCUUUCUUGUGCCCGUUCCAUGAGGGGACGCUACAGACUGCAGAAGCUUCAGCCUGGAGUAGAAUUCUUCUGUGCUAUGGGACAAGCAAAGAAAUUCAAACUUCCUCAGUGCGGCAGCUUCCGUUUUCUGAGUGGAAAGGUUGAUCUGUCAACUCAUGAAGCCGAGUUGACCCUCGCCAAGUGGGAAGAGACAAUAGAAAAGCUUCGCGAGGAGACCAGUGUCCGCACAAUCGCCAAGGAAAUCUCGGCCGCCCAGACUGUACGCACUAUUAAAAUACUCGCAUACAAGAACGGAGAAGGAAGAAUGAGGCCUGGGAAGAUUAUUUUUGGUUCCAGCAUCCAGGGAUUGUUGAACCAGUGUACGAGCCAGCUGGAGCUGUCGAAGGCCGCACGCCGUCUGUACAUGGAGGAUGGGAUUCUCAUGUUGGAGAUGGAGGAUCUCAUUGACUGGGCCGUGGAGAACUACAAGAAUGAGAUGGCCGACAGGAUAGAGAAGAUGGUACUCAGAGAUAACUCAACCUUACCAGAUGUGAUGGAGGAGAGUGCAGAAGAUUCCCAACAGAUAUCACAAGGGGCUGUCACUGGUAAAGACCUGCAGCUUAUAGGGGAGGAGGAAGAGGAGGUGGAUGAUGAGAGAGGUGACGGUGACAGGGACAACACAGAACUAUCUGCCACUGAAGACAAAGACCAGAUCAGUGAAGUGGAAGAGAAAACUGAACUUGAUAAUAAUGAAGCACGAAAGAUUGCAAAGAAAAGAGAACUCCUGCUGAGUCAAGUACCAUUACCUUCCCUUGAGACAAUUCUUCGAUACCCUGUUGAAGUCUGGGUUUCAAGUGGAAAGAAAUUUAUUCCUCCAGAAGUUGUUGAAUCGAAGGACAUCAACAGAAGGAAGAAGAGAGCAUUUCGAGCACAGGUGUCUCUGGAGUUGGAUAUGGAGAAACACAUUCUGAGACAGAUGAAAGGUCGUAGAUUUGAAGAGCUGAACCCAGGAGAAUACAAAUCGACUUUGAGUGCUCAUCAACCAGUGAUUAUAGAAGGACAUUGGCAGGAGCCGACAGUCCACGAGAAGAUGAAACACGACACUGUACACAGACUGCAGACACAUCUUGGUGAAAUCGAAGCUAACCAGAAAGACCAAUCUCGACCAUCAAGUGCCAACUUCUCCAGACUGUACAGACAGCCCAAUUUGAAAAGAGUGAUGGUUUAUCCGAAUGGUGAAAGUCUGGAACGAGCAGUUUAUGUCUGGGGAGAGACGCUAGAAGAAAUCCUUGAUUUGGCCACUGUAAAGCUUGAUAUGUGGAAACAAGCCAAGUAUAUUUUUACCAGUGAAGGAAUACCUAUAACGUCUUUUGAUGAUCUCGAGAGAGACCAACUCAUCUGUAUCUCACCCAUCAAAACAUUUAAACGUCCUAAAGGUCACAUUCUUGACAUUGAGGUCAAGGCCAAUUGGGGUCGUGCACGUCGGAAGUAUGGACCAGCAGCUACAGAAGUGAUGGUGACAUCUGCAGCUAAUCCAAAAGUUGAUGUGGAUCCAUUUGGGCCUCCCGAACUUGCUUUACCACUUACCAAAAACGAGCAGGCAGCAACAAGACCUUCCCGACCAGAACCAUGUGCUUAAUUAGAUCUGCUGGCACAGAUCCAUGUUUAGAUGUUCGUUCACAGCCAGAACUGUGGGCUUAAUUUGACGUAUAGCUUCCUUAUCCAGAUAUUUCUUCAUCCAUUUGCUUUAGUAGAUCUGGCUUUCUUUACCGACAUACUUUAAAACCAGAACCGUAGAGGGACUUGGUCUCUCUUUUUAAAUAUUACUUGAAAACCAGAACCAUGACAGACUUGGUGUCUUUGUUUAAAUAUUCCUUGAAAACCAGAACCAUGGACAGACUUGAUUUCAGUUUUAAUAUUCCUUUACAGCCAAAUAUUUGUUCUUAAUCACACCUAGUCUCAUUGCCCACACAUUCCUUCACAAGCAGAGCCAUGUGCUGAAUUGGACGGACUUCAUCAUCUUGCCCACAUAUUCCAAUGUGUUUGAAGCGUAAUCUGGAGUCAUCCAGAUAUACAUUAUUAGUGAAUCAAAACCAGGACUUAGUGUGUUAAACACAGACAUUAGAAGCUGUUUGAAAUAUUUGUGAUAGAUCUACUUGUAGCUCAAUAAUUAGAAAUUUUUGUGAUCUACAUGUAACUGAAUAAUUUGCGAUAGAUCUACAUGUAACUGAAUAAUUAUAAAUAUUUGUGAUCUACAUGUAACUGAAUAAUAUGUAAUAUGUGUGAUAGAUCUACAUGUAACUUAAUAAUUUAAAAUCUUUGUGAUCUACAUGUAACUGAAUAAUAUGAAAUAUUUGUGUUAGAUCUGCAUAUAGCUGACUAAUUUGAAGUAGUUUUAAUAAUCUACCUCUAGCUGGAUAAUUUGAGACCUAGUGUGGUAGAUUUUCAUGUAGCUAAAUAAUUUGGAAUGUUUGUAAUACUAGUAAUCUACCUCUAGCUAAAUGAUUUGAAACCUAAUGUGAUAGAUUUGCAUAUAGCUAAAUAACUUUAAAUCUUUGUAAUAAUUUACAUAUUUGAAAUAUUUGUGAUAAAUCUACAUGUAGCUGAAUAAUAUGAAAUAUUUUUGAUAGGUGAAUAAUUUAAAAUCUAAUGUAAUAGAUACAUGUACUUGUAGUUGAACAGUUUAAAAUCUUUUGUGAUAAUCUUUGUUUUUUGGCCUAAAUAUAAAUUGCUUGUUGCAACUUUAUGGAAUAUGGAAUGAAAUAUAGAAAUCUUUGCUUUAAAAAAAAAAGAAGGAAAAAAAGCAUAAUCGUGCCAUAGGAGUGAAUGCAUUUUUUGUAUCACCUCCCCCACCUCCCCCGACAUAAAAAUAAGAAUGUGAUGUAGUAGGCUACUUUUUCUUUAAUUUCUUUAAUAAUUAAUGACAAUGGUUGAAGUAACAAAUUUAACUUAUACAGUUUUGUUUUUGGCUUGUAUUAAUUAAUACUAUUAGUUUUUAAUAAUAUUAAAGUCAAGAUAUUAAAAUUAGUGUUGUCCCUUUUGACAUCAUAAAUGCCUUAUUUAGGUAGCUUAAGUAUCAGGCAUUGUGUUAAAUAAAAUAUUGCAUUUAAUUGGUUGUCUAAGGCGUGCAACUAAGCAAAAGUCAGAAGAUGUCUAGGUUUAUGUAUAUCUUCACAUCUUGCCAUUCCUGUUUUGUCAUAUUAACAACCAUGCAUUUGACUCGUCAAAUGGUAGAGCAAAUUGUUAGAGACUCAAAACAUUUUGAAAAUCGGGGAAAAUAUUGUCUUUUUUUUAGUGUUGUUUUCUCUUCUUGUUUCAACACAAAACAUCUACUGAUUGUUAUAUUAUAUAUCAGUGUGUUGGGGAGUCCUUAAACCAACAUUCCUUUCCUUCACUGAUUGAGAAAUAAAAUAAACCUUUCAAACCAUAUGGUUGAAAUGGUGUGUUAUGUAUUUGACGUCUUUUGUGUGACUACAUGCACAACAUCAUGAUAAAAUCAUUAUACGGUUCAGAUUUGACAGUUAAAAAAAGAAGAUGCUUUUCAUCCAAGUCUGUGACACUUAAAGCCGUUGUGACAACCGACUCCUAUGAAGUCCUGAAAUUAUUAGUUUUUGUAUGGUACCAUUAAUGCAUUUAAAGAAUGUUAACACUUUUUUCCAAUCGGUGAAAUUCAUUUGAUUACAGAAAUGUCUUAUCAUACAUAUAAUUGGUAUUUUGAAGUUACAUGUGUAUUAUUCUAUUAAAAAAUGUUGGUUUCAUGUUUGUUCUUAUUUAAAAUUCUUCAUGUUUAGCUCCUUUGGUCAGUUAUUCCAUAUUUUUCAUUUGUAUUACUUAAAGAAUCUUGUCCAUCUUGAAAAUCCUCACUGAUGUUUUAUCAGAAUUUUUAUAAUCACCAUUUAUCUUAUAAUUUAACUGAUGUUUUUUAUAUUUGUUUUAAACACUAUUCCUCAAAUAAUGUCAUAAAGUACCAAUUUGACUACCCUUAUCUGGUGACAUGACUACCCUUAUCUGGUGACAUGACUACCCUUAUCUGGUGACAUGACUAUCCUUAUUUGGUGACAUGACUAUUCGUAUGUGGUGACAUGGCUAUUCGUAUGUGGUGACAUGACUAUUCUUACCUGGUGACAUAACUGUUAUCUGGUAAUUUUACUAUCCUUGGUUUUGUAACGUUGGAUUGUGUUUAUACUAAUAUGUGUUUUAGAAUUUAAAAUUGCCAGCUUAUUUUAAUUGGUGAUUAAUUUGAUUUUAAACCUAUAACCUUUUAUUACUGCAACAAUAGGUGCUUAAUGAUCUCAUUUAAUAAUGUUUAAAUGUACACUUUUUUAUUUUUUAUUUUUCUGUAUAUUUUAUUUUGGUGGAAGGUUAUUAUUCAGCUAUUGAUUUAGGAUAAAUAUAUAUUUUUAAACUUAUUAGUUCUUGCUACAUUUUAUUUUGUAAUUAUGUUAUAGUAGCUUAGGUUUAUGUACACUUUUUAAAAUAAUGUACAGAAGUUUACAUUUUAUUGUUUAUUAUAAAAUUCAAAUGUUUUCAGAACAAAUAGGUCUUUGUGGUAAUAUUCCAUUAAAUCAUCUGCAAAAUGAAAAUUCAUGUAUUGGCAAUUUAUUAUAGAUUUCCCAUUACCAAUCAAAAGAAAGGUUUUUUUUAUAUGUACAUGUACAUGUUUAAUAAUUUUGUAUUAUGUUAUACAUGUGAUAGCAGAUGGCUGUGAUAACUAAUUUUACUGUCUCAUAUUCUACAUUUUAAUAGUAAACACACAUGUAUUGUUUGUUGUACACAUAAUUUAAAAUAAGCUGUAAAGCUGUAAUUCAAGCAUAGAUACAGAUGAUUUGGAGAAUUAAAAAACAAACAAAACAUUUCUUCCAUUAAUUAAUAAAUGAAGUGGAUUGGCAAACAUGAUAAGGCCUACAUGUGUAUAUAUAUAGAUGCCUAUCCAUUUUUGGAGAAUGGUUAAGAUUACCUGUUAAGACUAGUUAUUGUAUUACAGAGGUCAAUGUUUAUUUCAAAGGCAUAAUAAAACCUACACACAUAUUUUUUUGAAGUCUCUUAAGUAUUUUUUUUUUUUAUUGUCCCCAGAAAUAUUUGGCAGUGUCAGGGUUGAAGUCUCUUAAGUAUACUUAACAAGUAUCAAGUUGAACUGAGUUUUUCUGGUAGAACUCGUGUGGAUCUUGGAUUGACCUUAUAUAUCCUAGUGCAAUCAACCGAUAGAAAGAUGCUAGAAAGCCAUGCUAGAAAAACCUUCUAGCACACAUACCUAUAGAUGUUAAAGCACUCUUUUCACUGGUUAAUUGGUCUCAUCAUCCAGGCAUUAAGAUGGACGUUUGUAACUGUUUACAUCAUUUCAUUUCAACUUAUUUUCGUGCUUAUAUCCAAUUAAGGUUCAAGCAUGCUGUCCUGGGCACACACCUCGGCUAUCUGGGCUGUCUGUCCAGGACAGUGGGUUAGUUGUUAGUUGGUU